UGUGCUUUGAGGUACACACAGGGGGUCUGCAGGUUUGCAUAGUGUCUCUCCCAAACCCAUGGCCUUCCAGGCCCUCAGAAUGUGACCUUAUUUGGAAGCACGCAUGUUGCUAAUGAAUACUUAGAUCGUGUAGGAUGGGAGUGACUUAAUCCAGCGACUGGUUUCCUUAUAAGAAUAGAAGAGACACAGAGUGGCAGGGGAAGACACCAGGUGAGGACAGAGGCGGAGGGUAGAGUGAGCCCUUCCCACAUCAAGCAACCAAGGAAUGUGGGGCCACCACAGAACGCGAUAGCAUCCGCAGCUGGAAGAGGUAAAGAAGAGACUCUCCUUGCAAGCUUCAGUGGGAGCACAGUCCUGCCGAUGCCUUGAUUUCAGACUUAUAGUCUCCAGCACUCUCGACCUGCCCCGCCCUGCAAAGUGAGGUCCAGAAACUCCAAGGAGUCAAGGAUCAGUGCCCAGGAGCAAGAGUCAGCAGGAGGUGAGCAGAGCAGAGCACACAGAGCAAUGGGACAAGACAGCCUGGCCCUGAGCUGCACCCUGACCGCCAUCUUGGUUCUACAAGUGACAAUCACAGAGCACUUGCCACACACGGUGCCCAGCAAGGCACAGCUCUUUGCGGACCUGAGUGCCCAGGAGCUGAAGACGGUGCACACCUUCCUCCAGUCCCACCAGGAGCUGAGGCUGCAGCCCUCAGAGACACUGACUAUGGCCAAGAACUCAGUGUUUCUCAUCGAGAUACUGCUGCCCAGAAAGCAGCAUGUGCUGAGAUUUCUGGAAACAGGAAAGAGGCCUCCGGCGCGGGAAGCCAGGGUCAUCAUCUUCUUUGGGGCCCAGGAGCACCCCAAUAUCACCGAGUUUGCUGUGGGGCCCCUGCCACAGCCCUCCUACAUGCGAGCACUGUCCCUGAGGCCAAGCCAACAGCCCUCCUGGGCUUCCAGGCCCAUCACUGCAGUGGAGUACACCUUGCUUUUCAAUACCCUGAAAGAGGCCACCAGGCCCCUGCAUCAGUUUUUCCUGGAUACUACGGGCUUCUCUUUCCACAACUGUGGCAACCAGUGCCUGACCUUCACUGACGUGGCCCCUCGGGGCUUGGCCUCUGGCCAGCGCCGCAGCUGGAUUAUCUUACAGCGCCAGGUAGAAGGCUACUUCUUGCACCCCACUGGGCUGGAGCUCCUAGUGGACCAUGAGAGCAUGGAUGUCCAGCGCUGGACAGUGGAGCAGGUCUGGUACAAUGGGAAGUUCUACCAGAGCCCGGAAGAGCUGGCUCGGAAGUAUGCGGAUGGAGAGGUGGACAUUAUAAUCCUGGAGGAACCACUGCCCAAGGGCGAUGGGACUGAGAGCCCAGAGCCCUUAUUUUCUUCCUACAACCCCCGCGGGGACUUUGCCACCUCCAGCCGCAUGGCUGGCCCCCACCUUGUCCAGCCCCAUGGCCCUCGCUACCAGUUGGAGGGAAAUUCCGUGCUCUAUGGAGGCUGGAGCUUUGCUUUCCGUCUGCGUUCCUCCUCCGGGCUGCAGGUCCUGAACGUGCACUUUGGGGGUGAGCGCAUUGCAUACGAGGUCAGCAUACAGGAAGCUGUGGCGCUGUACGGAGGACACACACCUGCAGGCAUGCAGACCAAGUACCUAGAUGUGGGCUGGGGCCUGGGCAGCGUCUCACACGAAUUAGCCCCUGGCGUCGACUGCCCAGAGACGGCCACCUUCCUGGACACCUUCCACUACUAUGAUGUCGAUGACCCUGUCCUCUAUCCCCGAGCCCUCUGCCUCUUUGAGAUGCCCACCGGCGUGCCAAUUCGGCGGCACUUUGACUCCAACUUUAGCGGGGGCUUCAACUUCUACGCAGGGCUGAAGGGUCACAUGCUAGUGCUCCGGACAACCUCAACUGUCUACAAUUACGAUUACAUUUGGGACUUCAUCUUCCAUCCAAACGGGGUGAUGGAAGCCAAAAUGCAUGCCACAGGCUAUGUCCAUGCCACCUUCUAUACCCCUGAGGGGCAACGCUACGGCACCCGCCUGCAUACCCAUCUGCUGGGGAACAUCCACACCCACCUGUUGCACUACCGUGUCGACAUGGACGUGGCAGGCACCAAGAAUAGCUUCCAGACGCUUCAGAUGAAGCUAGAAAACAUCACCAACCCCUGGAGCCCAGGACACCACCUGGUCCAGCCGACCCUCAAGCAGUCCCGGUACUCCCAGGAGCGCCAGGCAGCCUUCCGCUUCGGGCAGACUCUGCCCAAGUACCUGCUCUUCACCAGCCGUGAGAAGAACCGCUGGGGCCACGAGCGCGGCUACCGCCUGCAGAUCCACUCCAUGGCUGAGCAGGUGCUGCCCGCAGGCUUGCCAGAGGAGCGCGCCAUCACCUGGGCCAGGUACCCUUUGGCGGUGACCAAAUACCGGGAGUCAGAGCUGUGCAGCAGCAGCAUCUACAACCAGAACGACCCUUGGGACCCCCCUGUGGUCUUCCAGAAGUUUCUGCACAACAAUGAGGACAUUGAGAAUGAGGACUUGGUGGCCUGGGUGACAGUGGGCUUCCUGCACAUCCCCCACUCAGAGGACGUACCCAACACAGCCACGCCCGGGAACUCUGUGGGCUUCUUGCUCCGGCCCUUCAACUUCUUCAAGGAGGACCCAUCCCUGGCAUCCAGAGAUACUGUGAUCGUGCACCCCAGCAGCAAGGGUCCCAACUACAUCCAGCACUGGAUCACUGAAGACACGGACUGCUCGAGGUUUCCACCUUUCAGCUACGAUGGCACCUACAGGCCCGUGUAAAGGGCCUGGCCCAGCUGCUGCCUGAAGCCAGGAGCCCGAGGGCAAGCAAUAAACCGUCAGCACCCA
This is a messenger RNA of Cavia porcellus (domestic guinea pig), 2832 nucleotides long. It is a transcript of the gene Aoc1, whose product is annotated as amine oxidase copper containing 1. The transcript is spliced from 6 exons. Gene Ontology annotation, biological process: response to antibiotic; amine metabolic process. Lineage: Eukaryota; Metazoa; Chordata; Mammalia; Rodentia; Caviidae. The record is from RefSeq and is a predicted model, not a curated record. The coding region runs from base 505 to 2766 and encodes 753 amino acids. Gene Ontology annotation, cellular component: plasma membrane. Gene Ontology annotation, molecular function: diamine oxidase activity; copper ion binding; primary methylamine oxidase activity.